AUGGGAUACGAAUACAACUACGCGUACACAGAUAACUACCAGACAUCUUCUCCAAGAGCCCGGGCAAGCCGAACCAGUGAUGAAAAUGAAGGUCGCGUCCUUCGGGUGCAGUGUAAGCCCGAUGACACAGUGCAGCUUGUUGGUGCCAAAUGGUACCUCCAAGCUACGAGGUCCAAAGAAUGA
Messenger RNA from Penicillium paradoxum, 183 nucleotides. RefSeq lists its product as uncharacterized. Bases 1 to 183 code for a protein of 60 amino acids. The transcript has a single exon. The record is from RefSeq and is a predicted model, not a curated record. Lineage: Eukaryota; Fungi; Ascomycota; Eurotiomycetes; Eurotiales; Aspergillaceae.